AUGCUUGUGGAUGAUAUUGGAGAUGUCACAGUGACCAAUGACGGAGCUACGAUCCUCUCGUUGUUGGACGUGCAACACCCGGCAGGAAAGAUUCUCGUUGAGUUGGCCCAGCAGCAGGACCGUGAAGUGGGCGACGGAACGACGUCGGUGGUGAUUAUUGCCAGCGAGCUUUUGAAAAGAGCAAACGAAUUGGUCCGCAACCAGAUCCACCCAACCACAAUCAUCACAGGCUACCGUUUGGCGUUGCGCGAGGCUGUGCGCUACAUUGGCGAGGUUCUUUCGCAGAACGUGGCCGAUUUGGGCCGCGAGACCUUGGUGAACAUUGCCAAAACGUCCAUGCUGUCGAAAAUCAUCGGCGCAGACCUGGACGUGUUUGCCCGCAUGGUGGUGGAUGCCAUGGUGGCUGUGAAGACGACGUCCGCACGCGGCGAGACUCGCUACCCGGUUAAGGCUGUCAACAUCUUGAAGGCGCACGGCAAAUCGCUGCGUGAGUCUGUCUUGGUCGAUGGCUACGCUUUGAACUGUACAGUGGCAUCGCAAGCCAUGGUCAAGAGCGUCAAGAACGCUCGUAUUGCUUGUCUCGACCUCAACUUACAAAAGGCCAGAAUGGCCAUGGGCGUGCAGAUCAACGUGUCUGAUCCAGACCAGUUGGAGGCGAUCCGUGAACGUGAGUAUGGUCUUGUGCUUGAGAGAAUCCGCAAGAUUAUCAACGCAGGUGCGAAUGUCGUGCUUACCACCAAAGGUAUCGACGACUUGUGCUUGAAGGAAUUUGUGGAGGUGGGAGCCAUUGCCGUUCGUCGGUGUAAAAAGGAAGAUUUGCGCCGCAUUGCCAGAGCUACAGGUGCUACGUUGGUAUCGAACUUGGCCAACUUGGAUGGCGAGGAGACUUUUGAGAGCUCCAACUUGGGUUCGGCUGCUGAAGUGGUGCAAACCAGAAUCUCCGAUGACGAGUGUAUUUUGGUCAAGGGAACUCGCCAACACCUGUCUGCGCUGAUCAUUUUGCGUGGACCUAACGAUUACCUGUUGGACGAAAUGGAGCGUUCCGUGCAUGAUUCCUUAUGUGUGGUGAAACGUACUUUGGAAAGUGGGAGCGUCGUGCCAGGAGGUGGUGCUGUUGAAGCUGCUCUUAACAUCUACUUGGAAAACUUUGCCACGACAGUGGGACUGCGUGAGCAGUUGGCUAUUGCCGAGUUCGCCAAUGCCCUUUUGGUGGUUCCAAAAACACUUGCAGUUAAUGCAGCGAAAGACCUGAGUGAUUUGAUUGCAAAAUUAAGAACAUAUCACGCAGCCUCGCAAACGGCAGCUCGUGACGAUACUAAACGCAAGGCGUACAAGAACUGUGGUUUGGACUUGAUCAACGGUAAGAUUGUUAAUGAGGUCGUGAACGGUGUUUUGGAGCCUACAGAGAGUAAGGUCAAGUCGUUGAAGUCUGCAUUGGAGGCAUGUGUGUCGAUUUUGCGUAUUGAUACCAUGAUUACCGUGACGCCGGACCAGCCGAAGGAGGACCCACACCAACAUUAA
Messenger RNA from Clavispora lusitaniae ATCC 42720, 1521 nucleotides. It is a transcript of the gene TCP1, whose product is annotated as chaperonin-containing T-complex alpha subunit. Gene Ontology annotation, molecular function: ATP binding; ATP-dependent protein folding chaperone; ATP hydrolysis activity. Gene Ontology annotation, biological process: protein folding. The record is from RefSeq and is a predicted model, not a curated record. Gene Ontology annotation, cellular component: chaperonin-containing T-complex. Lineage: Eukaryota; Fungi; Ascomycota; Pichiomycetes; Serinales; Metschnikowiaceae.